UUCCACUGUCGCGAUCACGGUUUCCAUCAUCGUAUCGCGCCAAGAUCAGCAUUAUACAUAGCUUCUUGGCUGCAGGACAAAGUGUAUUUGUCAUUAGAAAUCGGGACGGAGCAUAAACAUGGAUUGGAGUGAUCAAGUCUGGAUUUGCAGUGAUAUGUCAGUUCACAAGCGGUAGUUAAACAGUCCAUGUCGUAAUCUCGUAGUGCUUCAUCGAUAGUUCUUACUCCAUUGAAAUGGCAUCAAAUAGGCAUUUCGGUGUUAUGGGCUACAUCUACGCCGGGUUGUGUUUGACUGCAUCGAUUUUGUUGAUUAUAAAUUCUAGCAAUACAGUGAAAUUGGCUAGGGUUGAUGGUGACAGUAUCAGCGGUGUCAGUAUCAUAGUGCUUAUUGGAUCUUUGAUUUGCUUAGUAUUCAAUGCUUUUCUUAUGUUGGGAAUGAUAAUGAAUCGACUGGAAUUCGUCAAGUAUCAUUUACGCUUCAUUUCUACCAUCUAUGUGCUGAUCCUUCUUGGGCUGAUCAUUGGAUGCAUUGGAAGUGUAAUUGGACUGAAAAAUACGGGAAUACCAGAUGCUAAUGUGAUCGGUCUACUAGCUUUCACUACGACAUUAAUGGGCAUCACCUUGAUAACCUGUGUAACAUUGCAAUUUUCAUUAAUUGUUUGGAUACUCAACGGUGUAAUGCGCCUUAUUACGGAAGAUAUGAUGCGUUUGCUAGUAUCUGAGGAUGCAAAUGAAAUGGCUUGAAUCAAUAUUUACACACCUAAUAUGCCUCUUGGCAUCUCAUUUCAUAAACAUAUGGAAAAAUAAAAUGUGUCUAAAUAUAACAUUA
Molecule: messenger RNA, 828 nt
Organism: Aedes aegypti (yellow fever mosquito)
Lineage: Eukaryota; Metazoa; Arthropoda; Insecta; Diptera; Culicidae
Exons: 4
Coding region: 234-743 (169 amino acids)
Source: RefSeq, a predicted model, not a curated record